GCCGGCACCCUCAAAUCCUAUCUUAAGAAAGACAAAAAGGACAAAGACGGCCAACGCGAUAAAGCCGCUGAUCGUCGCCCAGCCAUUCGGAUCAAGAUCGUGGCCCGCUGGUGUCGCCAGUUGAUCUCCGUCCUCAACGAGUUGCAUUUGAAUGACAUGCCCCAUGGCAGCUUGCGACCGGAUGUGAUUCACGUUCAGCACAAUGGCCAGAUCAAGCUCAAAUACAUCACUUCCAUCUCCUCAAAGUCGAGCAAGAAGAGUGGUGCAACCAGCUCCAAAAUGUCCGAGCUCAUGUACCAGAGCCCCGAGUUGGUGACUGAUUGGCAAUCGGACCUGCGCAUCUCAGACGAUAUUUACGCCCUUGGCAUCCUGAUUCUCGAGAUGCUGGUCCCUGGACGCGUGUACGCGGAUUGCGAGAAACCCCUGGACAUCAUUCGUGCCAAGCAAAACCUGGUCCUCCCCACCACCGCGCUCGAGGAUCUGCUUACGCUGCAUGAGAAAGACAACCCCACCUGCAAACAGACCAUGGUCAAGGCCAAGGCCUUUGUCGAGUGCUGUCUCGCCAAGGCAGACCAGCGCUGGUCUGCCAGCAAGCUGAGCGUCCACAAAUGGCUAUUCGAGGUGCCGUCGCUACGAGCUUUUGCUGCACACGCCUUGCUCGCACGCUACCGUAACUCAACCCAAGAUGAGGUGGUUGACAACAAGGAAGAACUUUCCACGCGCUUUCAAGACUGGUACAACCGGGUGCACACGGGCGAGGCCCCCAUUGUUGUGCGCACGCGAGGUGUACCCAAUUCUGAGCUUGAGCCAGAGCUCCGCGAGCCACCAAAUGUUGAAGCGUUUCUGGAGGAGGUGCGCAUCGGGCUACACCCACUGACUGUUGUGCAGGGUCGUGGGCCAAAGAAAGUGACAAAGCCGUCCAAUGCCAACCCCAAAUCGCGGUCCAAAUGCCGCCGUCGUUUGAUUAAGAAUACCUUUGCUGUCCGCGUCGAGCGCAAGCUCAAGGACAACAUCGAAUUCAACAGCCCCGAGGAUGUGGCCCGAGCGCUAUUGUACCUACAGUUCAACGCAACGGACGAUCGUCCACCCGAGAACUUUGUCCACUCCUUCGUGCUCAUUUAUUGCCUGGGCCCUGAAGUCAAAGAAGCAUCGGAGCACGCCAGCGGCUCCAUCACGCCAGCAGUUGGUGAAAAGCAAUUUGUAUAUGGCGCAGGUGCUGGGGCGAAUGGAGCAGCCAGCCACAACACAACCACGGUGGCCGAAAGUCGUCGUAACACUGUCUCACGAGCAUCAGCUGCUCAUGCGGCAGCACAAUCAGUGGCCUCGCACCACGCCACCACGGCGGCAUCUCCGAGCCGGCCGGAGGCCCCCAUCGCUGCUACCCACAACGGCGAGCCCACCGUCCCGCCGGCCAGCGGCAAGGCUGGUGCGGCGGAUGCGGAUAACAGGCGCCGAGUAGGCAGUAUGGCUGGUGAGGAUCGCUCAUCCGUCUCCGGGCCUCCGGGUCAAGGUGUUGAAAGGGGCCGGGAGGACACAUUUGACUCGCGCUGCGUUUGGCGCAAGUUGCUCUUUGACUAUGCAGACAAUGUGCAGGUCGACUACGAUGAAUUAAUGGCCAGCAAAUCGCAAAAGGAGCACAAGAGUGGUUUCCGCCCCAAGGCAAGCAUCGCGGAGAUGAUGGGCAUGGUGAUCGUGGAGCGGAUGACCAAGCACGGCUUGUUGGCGGAUGAGGAGGAGGAUCGUUACAUGCUGGCCGAGGCCAUUGCAACUGAAGUACGCGCCAAGUUUUACCCGGGUCCUCAGCCCGAGGAGAAGUCGAGUGCAAAAGCGAGUUCUGAACGCCACGUGCCCCGAGGGCGCAGCGGUAAGCACGACGAAUUCAGCUCGUUUGCGGCUCAUGACGAUGAGAAAGGCGAUGCCGAAGGCGUUGCGGUGGGGGCUGGCCGUGAUGACAUGGUGUCGGGCCCUGCUGCAAUGGGCUAUGAUGUGAUCUGAACAUCUCAAUAGCGACACGGGUCGCACCAAAUUCUUUGCCGGUGCGUUUCGAUGGUUUUCUUGUGUUGUGCCACUGCUACUCGAGUCAAUUCAUUCAUU
This is a messenger RNA of Monosiga brevicollis MX1, 2094 nucleotides long. RefSeq lists its product as uncharacterized. The record is from RefSeq and is a predicted model, not a curated record. Gene Ontology annotation, biological process: protein phosphorylation. Lineage: Eukaryota; Choanoflagellata; Craspedida; Salpingoecidae. The transcript has 7 exons. Bases 157 to 1995 code for a protein of 612 amino acids. Gene Ontology annotation, molecular function: ATP binding; protein kinase activity.